AUGUUAUCCUCUCGCUUUUCACGCGGUGCAAGUUUGUUCGACCGUGGAGUUCGUUCCAAGGUUUUCCCAACUUCAAAUGUCGCUUUUAUCACUAGUUGGGCACAUAUCCCUCAAGGUCCACCUGAUGCAAUCCUUGGCGUUACCGAGGCCUUCAAAAAAGAUUCUCAUCCCAAGAAAAUGAACUUGGGUGUCGGUGCUUAUCGCGAUGACGCCGGGAAACCCUAUGUAUUGAAUGCUGUUCAAAAGGCGGAAAAAAAGAUUGUUGAAGAUAAACUAAACAAGGAAUACCUCCCCAUCACUGGUCUUCCAUCUUUUACCAAAGAAGCCGCAACUUUGGCCUACGGUGCUGAUUCCGAGCCACUGCAAGAGGGGAGGAUAGCAAUCACACAAUCGAUUUCGGGCACAGGUGGGCUUAGGAUUGCCGGUGAAUUUUUGAGUAGAUUUUAUCCCCAUAAUAAGAAAAUAUAUUUGCCAAUACCGACGUGGGGUAAUCACAACGCCGUAUUUAAAAGUUCUGGACUUGAAACUGAACAAUAUAGAUAUUUUAAGAAGUCAACGAACGGAUUAGAUUUCGAGGGUUUCCUUGAGGACAUCCAGAAUGCACCCAGGAAUUCGAUCUUUAUGAUACACGCUUGUGCGCAUAAUCCUACCGGUGUAGACCCUACACCUGCACAAUGGGAUGAACUUUCUAAAGUUAUCAAAGGACGUGGACACUUUCCGCUUUUUGAUAUGGCUUACCAAGGAUUCGCAUCAGGAGACACGAAUCACGAUGCAUAUGCUAUAAGAAAGUUUGUCGCUGAUGGGCACAGAAUAGCAUUGACACAAUCAUUUGCUAAGAACAUGGGAUUGUACGGCGAGCGUGUUGGAACUUUCUCGAUAAUCUCCGAGAGCUUGAAAGAGAAGGCGGCAAUAGAAUCACAGAUCAAGUUGAUCAUUCGACCAAUGUACUCUAAUCCUCCGAUCAAUGGAGCCCGGAUUGUAAGUUAUGUACUCUCCGAUCCAGCACUAUAUAAAGAAUGGCUUGGCGAGGUUAAGCUCAUGGCCGAUCGCAUAAUUACGAUGCGCAACAAACUGAAGUAUCACUUGGUUGAAGAUUUUGGCUCUAAAUAUUCUUGGGAUCAUAUAACAAAUCAAAUUGGGAUGUUUUGUUAUAGCGGCUUGAAUCCAGAACAGGUCGACCGUCUCAUUAAAGAAUAUCACGUAUACCUUACAAAAGAUGGUCGUAUUUCAAUUGCCGGCAUUUCAUCUUCCAAUGUCAAAUAUCUUGCCGAAGCGAUUCACGAGGUGACCAGAUGA
This is a messenger RNA of Acaulospora morrowiae, 1296 nucleotides long. The record is from the annotation of a GenBank genome assembly. NCBI's taxonomy places the organism in Eukaryota, Fungi, Glomeromycota, Glomeromycetes, Diversisporales, Acaulosporaceae.